Molecule: messenger RNA, 207 nt
Organism: Blepharisma stoltei
Lineage: Eukaryota; Ciliophora; Heterotrichea; Heterotrichida; Blepharismidae
Source: the annotation of a GenBank genome assembly
AUGUCAGAAAUCGAAAAAAUAGUCAAGGAUGAUCAUAAAGAACUAAAGAAGCCUAUUGUUUUUAUUUGGAAAAUCAAUACAACUGACCAAAACUCAAUGCUGAUAAGUGGACAAGCUGAAGAAAAUUAUAUAUGGCAAUUAAUGGUAAUUAUUCCCAAAAACUAUACAAAUCUUGAUGGAGAGUCUUGUCUAACUCCUCUGAGUUAG